Messenger RNA from Drosophila subpulchrella, 1444 nucleotides. RefSeq names its product probable polyol transporter 6. Gene Ontology annotation, molecular function: transmembrane transporter activity. Gene Ontology annotation, cellular component: membrane. Lineage: Eukaryota; Metazoa; Arthropoda; Insecta; Diptera; Drosophilidae. Gene Ontology annotation, biological process: transmembrane transport. Bases 50 to 1444 code for a protein of 464 amino acids. The transcript is spliced from 4 exons. The record is from RefSeq and is a predicted model, not a curated record.
UGGAUCGGAGAAAGGCAUUUUCACGGAAAGUUGUAGGGAAAGAAGGAGUAUGACAAUCACAUAUGUAACGGCUGGUCCGGAUGGCGUAGAUCCAAAUGCAUUUACAAUUAAAAAUCGAGAGGAAAUAUAUAUUCCUAAGGCACCUCCUCCACAGCCACCGUUACAAAGGGGUUCAACCAUUACCAAUCUAGGAUCCUUACGACAAGUCAACAAGCAACUUAAUGUGGCCUGUGCAGUGUUUUUCCUCUUUGUCUACGGCGGCAUGGACUUUGCCCACAGUGCGGGUUGGAAUCAGACCCUGAACACCACCGCCACGCCGGUUUUCAAAUGCAGUUGGUUUGAUGGAGUUUUGGUUGGAGCUGCAGUGGCCUCCCAGGCUAUGACCUUUCUGCCGAAGAUGACCUUCUAUGUCCUUGGGGGCAUAAUGCAACUCAUUGGAUCGAUUAUUUUCACCUGUGCCCCCUUUCAUUACGGAUGCCUUCUGGCCGCUCGAUAUGUGGCCGGAGCAGGAAUUGGAUUGAUCAAGGUACCCUUUCUUAUCCAUAGUGCCGAAGUGGCCUCGGAUAACUAUCGGGGAGUCAGCGGUUCCAUGGAGCAGUGUGGCCUGGCUUUGGGCAUUGCCAUUCAGGUUAUCUACGACACCCAAUGGGGCAAGGAGGCAUCAGUCAACGAGGUUCAUGGGAUCAUUGGUAUAGUGUUUUCGCUACUGGGUCUUGGGAUGACAGCCCUGUCGAUAGAGUCGCCAGAAGACCUGGCUUUUGAGGAGGAAAUAUAUUACGUGCAAGAGAGCCAGAAGAGGACCUUCUUCCAGGAGCUUUGGAGCUCAGUGGUGCCCUUCAUAAAACUGCUGCUCUACCGCGGCUUCGUGGCCUUCUCAUUUUCCCUGCCCCUCUCCGAAUCCCUGAUCAAGAGUACGCUCCAGACCGAGGGAUAUAUCUCUUGUUGGCCAGUGACUGUUUGGGGAAUGGUCCUUCUCCUUGGAGCUCUGGUCGCCCAGGGAUUUCUGGACAAGAUGGGCCGCAAGCUUCUCUCACUCGUGUGUUUACUCUGCAUGGCCAUCCUAAUGCUCGGCAUGGCUGUCUCCUAUGCAGAUCCGGCCAAUGUGCUCCUCACCUACUAUAUGAACCAGGUGUGGAAACUAGGAGUGGCUUUCCAGGCCUUCGCAGGACUCUUCGUCUGCAGCUCAUCGGUCUACCUUGGCGAAGCCUUUCCCAUGAAAGUAAAGCCCUUCCUCUUGGGAUACAUCGUGAGCUUCGAACAGACGGUUCACAUCAUCAAUAUUUUUGGCUUCAAUCGGGGAUCGGAGACUUUCUUCUACCACUACUACUUGUCGGUGGGAAUCAUCCUGUUUGUUGGCGUGAUUUUCUUCGGACUCGUGAUUCCAGAAACUAAGAAGAUAAAGCGAAAGCGAUUCCAGCGUUUGCACAAUAUAGGAUUAUUUUAG